Molecule: messenger RNA, 1054 nt
Organism: Leguminivora glycinivorella
Lineage: Eukaryota; Metazoa; Arthropoda; Insecta; Lepidoptera; Tortricidae
Product: protein C1orf43 homolog
Exons: 5
Coding region: 57-845 (262 amino acids)
Source: RefSeq, a predicted model, not a curated record
CUUGUUAUGUUUAGGAUUAUCCAAUUUUAAUUGUUUAAAUUUUCUAAGACACUACCAUGACUUCGCAGGGGAGGAGUGAUUUCACAAGCUUGCACAUAAUAUUUAUAAUAAGCGGUGGUGUGCUGACAGUUAUCAUUUUGUUCAUAUUCGCAAAACGACAAAUUACGAGAUUUGCGUUGAGGUCUCGGAGAGGACCUCACGUUCCUAUUGGUACUGAUGCUAAAAAGUGUUUGAAGAAGGAGAUCGAGCGUCGCAUAGAAGCCGUCCCCCGCAUCAUGCAUGAGCCCCGGCUGAUCAGUUCGGAGCCCUCCCACUACAUCCUGGAGCCCCAACAGCCAUACCACUACCGAUUCAAAGCCGUGGAUGAUGUCAAAACAUUAGAGGAGGAGAUAGCCCGUCAAGACCCCUGCCUCCGGCGGCAUCCCCGCGAGUCUCUCCGGGGCUUCCUUCUGUCCUCGCUAGCGGCCCCGUUGGACGGCCGCGGGCAGAAGUUGGUGCACCAGUUCUGCGAUACGUACGAAUUUGCCCGCCAUCACCCCGGGGAGUUUGGGGAUGAUGAGUACAGGGCGUACUCUCGGCUGCUGCUCAAGUUGCUUGAUGCUGCCCGCCUCCUGAAAAGCGUGGGCACGGGCGCGUGUCGCUCGUCGCCGCGCUGCAGCCCCGUGCGCCGCGCGCGCCUGCUCGAGCCGAAACGCCAGGCCGCGCCCAGGCAGCUUAACAACCAGUACACCGCUCUAGAGAACUUGCCAGCGGAUACAAAGGUAGAAGAAGACUUGAUCCGCGUCCCGGUGAAGAAUCUCGCGCCCGCGCCCGCUCCCGCGCCCGCCGAUGAAACGGCCGUAUGAGGCCACGCCAGCUGGACUUUAUAACGCGCUCACUAUUUACCAACUUUCAUCAAAGGCAAAGACAUAACUCCGUAUAAACAGAUCAAGUCUAAGAAAAAAACGUACCUCAGUACCAUACAGAAAAAGGUACGGUGGGCUAGAUGGCGUUACACCUUUGGGGUACGCUCAGCUAGAUGGCGCUAAUAUUAAUAUUUGACAUUUUAACACAU